AUGCCUCGGCCCCUAUCACUGCCGUAUUGCUUCUUCGACGGAAACCUCAAAGACGAAUUCCUUUCGCGGUCGCGCUACAGCCCGAGGCCGAAACCACAGACCGGAUUCGACCGAGGAUGCGAAAAAAGGUUCGCCGAGUCGACGUCUGCGCUCGCCGUCGGGAUGUUCGCAGACACCUGGCGAGUUUUCACCGACUUGGUUUUCUCUAAAAGAAACGGGAAGACGGUCCCGUGGAGACGUCGCCCGUUCGCGUUCGAUCCCGGCCAGGCGCCUCGAGAACUGGCUGGCUCGAACCGCUGUUCCUUCGGUUUUCUGUUCGAAUGCGAGACGGAGUGGAACGACCGGCGGACGACCGGGGACUCCGACUCCGUCGGACGAAGAAAAAAUCGGCGGGGCGGGAGUGAAGAUUUCGAGGAAGUGCGGAAAGAGAGACGGAGCCCGGUCGGCCCUCGGAACACCCGGACGGACGGACCCACAGACCCACGGACACGCGGGUCACUCGCCGUACACGAAGAGAAAGGACUUUCAUCCGGGUUUCUCUACGAUCCUCCCUUGCAUCCACCGCGAGGCCUGAUUUACCGAUACGCCGUGCUCGCUUCGCCUGCGUUCCCCUUUGUCACGUCGCUUGGCCGUCCGGUCCCGAGGGGGCCGACGAGGGAUUCCAAUGGACCUCAAAAAGUUCACUCGGCUGACGUCACAUCCUGGCUCUCGCAGACGUUCCUGAUUUUAAGUUGCCUGCUGGGAGGAAUCCUCGGUGCCCCGUCCGAGGCGUCGUGGAGAUGGAGCCCCGAGCCACGAAUACAUCGUCGUUAUGAGCCGAGUUUGGACGAUAGCAUUUCCUACACAGAACUUCCCGGUUCCCUGGAAUAUUAUACGGAUGCGGGUCACCUCGGUGUGGCUAACGGUCACCUCGGUGAAGUCAGCGGUCACUACGGCGAGGUCAACGGUCUCUACGGCGAGGCCGACGGUCACUACGACGAGAUCGACGGUCACUACGGUGAGGCCGAUGGUCACUACGGCACCGCCGGUGGGUAUCAUCCGUCUUCGUUCGGGGAUCCAAACGCGUACGGGGGGUCGUGGGAGAAUUCCGAGGUCCUCACGUUCGACGACGUCUACGAGGGCAACACUGCCGACCUCCGGCUUCAACUCCUUCGGCCUUCCUACGACGGACGACCCGUGAAUCAGGCGUAUCCCGACGGGACCGUCGAUUACGGGAAACUGGCAGCUUAUCGACGGAACACUCUGUAUCGGAACGACGUGCAGCACCUGUCGAUCGCUCGAGACUCGGACCGCUGGGUCUGGAGACGCUCGAAGAAGUCGUCGGACCGAGAGGCCAAGCUCUAUAGUAGUUUCGGGGGUCACGGGGACUCGUACGGGCACGUGGCAUCCGUCUCGUCCGACAGCGGCACCUAUGGCGCUCAGGGUCCCGACGAUCAUCCGUAUUCCCAGGCCUCGCAGGGGACCUAUCCCUACGCGCAGAGUUUCACGUCCGAGUCGCAUCCGUUCUAUCGACCGGUCGAUGGAUACGACGAUGGGGAAUCGGACGAGCCGGGACGGUACGAAGACCAGGAUGCGUCUGCACCUCACGACUACGGAGAUGUUUCGUCCUACGAGAAUCACAACGGAAUUUCGUCUUUGAGUUCUCAGUCCCCGGCCUACCAAUACGCCACGGAAGGUCACGAGGGUUACGGUCAACAAUACGACGGCUACGGUCAACAAUACGACGGCUACGGUCAACAAUACGACGACGGGACUUCCUACGACGACUCCGAGUCGUAUCGGAAAACGUAUCCGACGGGUUACGUGGCGGAAUACGUCCCUUCCAUCCCCAGUUACCAGUCGGGCGGAAAGUCGCCGCAAUUGAUCGCGGCUCCCGCGUAUCAGGGAAACGAGAUCUCCCCCGUUCCGCAGCAUUAUUACGGGCCGGUGGGACCUGGCGACAUGCUGAUCCAUCUCUCGACCAAGUUCGACCUCGACGACGGAAGCGGAUACCAACCGACCCGCCCGUCCCCGAUUUCGAGUCCGGUCGACAGGGUCGAACCCGGCCGAGUCUCCCUCGCCACCGUGCCCCAGAUGGAAACCGGCGGCUGGGUCCCCAUCUCCACGGACCACGCGGCCCAAGGCAGAGAGGCCUCGGAGGGCCUGCCCCUCUCCUCUCAUGCGAAGAGAUACGCUCCUCACUUCCCUUUUCUCCCAUCCUCGACUCACGAAUCGAAACUGAUUCAAGAUGACCGGUUCCUAGAAGGAGAUGAAUGGGAAUCAGGCCCAGAAGAAAGAGAAGAGGGGAAAAGCCUCCCUUGGCAACUGCUUGAGACCCUUGCCUCACCUUUGCCUAGUCUCUCUCUUAAUGCCCAAGCAGAACUCCUGAAGACAUUUUUGGCAGGGUUGACCAAACACAGAGGGACUUUGAAUUUCCGAUUAGCACAAGAGACACUGGAAGUGUGUCGAGAUGCAUAUCGCAGGGGGCUUGGAAAUGACACACUCCAAGCUGCUGCACUCCUCCUUUCAUCACAUAUUGUUCGUGCUAUAUCACAGAAUGCUGGAAAGCAGCAAGGAGCUAUUGCUGAUAUUGUUUCUCUUCUCAAGCUUCUCUGCAAUCAAAUGAGAUCUGAAUUCAGGAAAGGAGAUGCCUGUUUCCCCUUCCUGGUGGAAUCCACUCAUGCCUUGCUGCGAGCCCUUGAUGUGGAGGCCCUGGGAGAGAGCCCAUUAUUUACCUCACUUGUGUGGCAGCAGCUUUGUCCAUGUGUUGUCUCCCUCCUGGCCCCAAGUGAUUUGGAGAAGACAUGGAAGCCUUCUUGGAUGCAGAGUGGAGUUAAUGCAAACCCAAAUCACCUUGGGAGAGGGACCAACAGUAUGGGACAUGCUCCUGCUCUCAACCACCACCUCACUCGACUUCUCUAUGGAUUACUUGAAAUUAUCCAACAAAGUGUAAACUUUUGGCUCCUUGCCACCUUUGUUUUCCAACGAAGUGUGGGGCUGGAAGUAGUGAGAUUAUCAGGAGAGACAGCAUCCUUACGUCCAGCACUGGAGUCUCUGCUUCAUCAGAUGCUUCUCUAUCCUUUGCCCUGGUGUCGAGCUGAUGCCCUGAGGACUGUAGCUUCUAUGCUAUCUUCCCCAGCUCUCCUCUUGGCCCUUGCCUCUCCUAGCCAUCGACCAGCCAAAAUGAGUCAUCACAGUAUCAAGAAGGGAGAACAUCUCUCACUCCUUAGGCUGGUUUUGGAAUCCCUUAUUGAGGGUUCAGAGUAUGAAGAAGUACAAGACUGGAGCAUCGAGAGUUGUUGUCAUCUUCUAGAUUCCUUGGAAAGCAUUGGCAUGAAGGGUCAGGGUAUAACCACUCAGCAUGUGACUGCUGUCCUUGCCAAUUCCCCCUCAAAGGACUGCCAACGCUCAGAUGAUGCAUUUAGUGAGGUGGCAAGUGAUGAAUCAAGCAUCGAAGAUGUGAAGGAGAAAGAAGAAGUAAGUAGAGAGGAAGGAUUGGAUGAAGAUUCUGAUGAUACCAGCAUGGGUUUGGUGAGUGGAGCCGAGGAGGAAGAGGAGAGGCGGAGUGCCAGGGAGUUCCUUGCUCAACUUCAACAGCAUCUUUCCAUUCUCAUUACUCUGAGAAGUACCAUUCAAGUUGAUGCCAGCUUACAGGAAUUUGCCUCUAAUUUCACCUUUGGAAUGUCCCAGCAAGAGAGUGGAAUACUCUUGAAUGCAGAUGCUGUCUAUAUAUCCUCUUAUGCAUCUCUCCUACUAUCCCUGAAACUCCAAAAAGUUGGAUUCUAUGAAGAUAAGGUUGUGAGAGUACCAUUCUCUGAGACAACAUUUGUGAGAGAAGUGUAUGGGAGUGGUGUCCUGGUGUAUGUGUCUGAAUCUUGGCUGGCUGAAGUCUAUCAAGGGGUUCUUGCUUCCACCCUCUAUGGACAUGUCCCAAACAAUCUUUUCCCUUCUUCUGCACUCUUCUCUCUCCUCUCAGACCUAGAUGGUUUGGGCUGUCAUGAGCCAGGGGGACAACUCUUGGCAGAAUUCCGGAAGUUGGAGAAGGCCUCUCUCACUGCCUCUAAUGUUGAACCUCCCUUGCAGAUUGUGGCAGGAAAGAUUGUGAGUCGAGAGCUGCUAAUGGCAUCCUGGGAUGCAAUUGUUUCCAUCCUGUCAUCUGGGAAUCAUCAUGCUGCUGCUCUUGAGGGUCUCCAAAAGGCAGCUCGAUUGGCCAAUAUUCUUGGCUUUCAGAGUCGAUGUGGGGAAGUGUUUGGCCUGAUGAUGAGGAGUGCAUUCCCUGGUGGAUUGGAUGCCCAGAAGUUCCUCCCUCUCUCACCUAUUCAGGUCCUCACCUGUGAGGUUCUCCUUUCUCGAGGUCUUGAGCUGGGAUCUCAUUGUUCUCAGUGCUGGCCUCAUCUCUUCCUGAAUCAUCAAGAAUGUGAAGACAUUGGGGACCUCUUAGACUUUCUCAGUAAGAUGGGAGUAAUGGUGAAUUCUGACCUUCCCUUGCCAUCAAGUAUAGAAGCCCCAUGCAUAAGUCUGCUUGUGGCACUUGUGGACAGGAAUCAUCAAGAAUGUGAAGACAUUGGGGACCUCUUAGACUUUCUCAGUAAGAUGGGAGUAAUGGUGAAUUCUGACCUUCCCUUGCCAUCAAGUAUAGAAGCCCCAUGCAUAAGUCUGCUUGUGGCACUUGUGGACAGAUUAUUUGAAGAAGGCUGGAGUAAACUGAACCAAAGUGCCCUGCUGUCAUUCCUGGAAUACUUGUGUGAGACAAGUAAUGAAGAGAUGUUGCAGACAGGGGAGAAGCCCAAUCUGCUUGGCACUCAUCUCCACUAUCGAGAUAGAUGGCAUGGGGCAUGCUGCCAUAGUGAUGUUCAGGUCGGGAAGAUGGCUGCAGCAUCCUUGCAGGAUAUAGUGAAUGCAUUUCUAGGAAAUGCUCGUGAACUUCCUUACUUCCACUUCCAUGAAGCCCUCUUCAAGCCCUUUGAGACCUUGCUUUCUCUUGACCUGUGUGACUCCCAUGUCCAGGAUCAUAUCCUAGGAAGCCUGAGUGGUUUCAUUGAGGGAUGCUCUGAGGAGAUCGGAUCAGGUUGGAGGCCACUGUUUGGGGCUUUGAAGGCUGCACACUCAUUUGCCAGCCUUCAAGAUGCUNUUCCUGGAAUACUUGUACAUUCCCAAUCACUUGCUAUAAUGCAUCCAGCUCUUGCCCCACACUUCUUGGAUGAGCUUCAAAUUGAUGAAUUCUUACUCCCACAGGCAUGCUGCCAUAGUGAUGUUCAGGUCGGGAAGAUGGCUGCAGCAUCCUUGCAGGAUAUAGUGAAUGCAUUUCUAGGAAAUGCUCGUGAACUUCCUUACUUCCACUUCCAUGAAGCCCUCUUCAAGCCCUUUGAGACCUUGCUUUCUCUUGACCUGUGUGACUCCCAUGUCCAGGAUCAUAUCCUAGGAAGCCUGAGUGGUUUCAUUGAGGGAUGCUCUGAGGAGAUCGGAUCAGGUUGGAGGCCACUGUUUGGGGCUUUGAAGGCUGCACACUCAUUUGCCAGCCUUCAAGAUGCUUUUAUGGCAUUCUUCCAUCUUCAGGUUCCACUUGUGUUUGCCAAUGCCUCCCUUGACUCCAUUCUCUGCCUCCUAAAGCAUCUCCUUAGUGCAACUUACAGGGUCAAAGUAUCUGAAAUGCCCCCUAUAGUAAGGACAUGUGAGGGAAGCUGUGGUUUGAUGCAGUUUCAUGGUGAGGAUACCUUGAUAGAGAAAUGGGUUUCAUUCUCUGAGUCAUCCCUCUCCCCACCUGAUCUCCAGCAUCUGUCUCUUGAGAGUCUAGACUCACCUCGACGAAUAUUGCACGUCUGGUAUGUCCUGCUAGAGGGUCUGUUGAGCUGUGUUCCACAGUGCAUCCCUGAUCUUCAGUGUUCUGUUGUUGAUCUCUUUGUCACUAUCGUCAAGGAGUUGCCUGAUGAGAGAUUCUCCUUGUACAUGGUGAAGCAUAUCUUAUUGCCAACUAUUCAGAGUUGGGUGAAAGAUCGUGGGAUCAUUCCAUCAUCAUCUUCCUGUACUCUUGGCACAUUGAGCCAUAUCCUUGGAGUCUCUACUGAGCUGGGUCUUUUUCAUCUUGCAAGACUGCAUAGCGAGAAGAAUGAAGGAGAGAGCCUCUUUCUCCUCUGGAGUUUGAUGACCCUUCUCCUGGAUUCUUUGGCACUUCCAAUGCCAUCACUCACACCCUCAUGUAUCAAGCAUGUGAAGGAGAGUGGAAUUCUGGAAGGGGAGCAGGAAUGGGAGUUGCUGGUGAGAAGCAUGGUAAUAGGAGUGGAGAUAUGUCUGCUCCCUCUCCGACAGCUCCUUCUCUGCUACCAAGCUAGGAGUGCUACUCUAUAUGGUGACUAUGCCCUCUUGAAAAUUGCUGCCUUGAAGGACCAGCCUUCUACAAAUGGACACCAGCUAGCUCUCAAGGUCCUGGAGUGGAACAUGGAGAGAAUGAUUGAGGAGAGACCAACUGAAAGAGAUGACAAGGCAUAUGGACUUCUUGUUUUCCCUCUUGAAGAUGAAGAGGAUCAGAGUGCCUCCACUCUAGAGGAAAGGACCUACAAGGUCAAGGUACCCCUUGAUGCCAUGAUUCACUCUCUCACAUCCCUUCAAAUCUUCAACCCCAAUUUACAGUCUCUCCUUAGGGAAGGAACUCUGUCAGAAUCUCAGAAGAUAUCCCUGAUGAGAGCACUUCAAUUAGUUUUUGGGGUUGGGCUGGCCCUUCAGGAUCGACCUGGGCUUAAGUUCCUCAUUCAGAAGGUAGAAGGUCUGCAAUUCCCUGCCUCCUUGUUCCCCUGCAUGCACGCAGUCUGGCCAGGAAUGGUGGAAUAUUAUAUUUCCCAUCAAAUGGGAGAGGACAUGAUGCAUUUGAUGGAUGCAGUCUUGGGGAGACUGGACUUAUUAGAGAAAGGAGAAGGGAGGAGUGGCAGUGAUAGAGAUGCCCAGGUUCGCUUGAACCCCUUCCUUGCUGACAAACUUCGACAUGAGAUCCUUGCACCUGACAUUGAAGAAGAACGUGAUGCCUCUCUUCUCAAGGAGCGGCAAGUCGAAAUUGCAUUCUGGAAAGAGCUGCUGAGAGAUGUUGUUAAGUGUCUCAAAUCUGAUUCUCAGAGCCAGAAGAAUGAAGAACUUCUCAACACUCUCUUGUCUCAGUUUCAUCGAACAAAAUUGCUCUCAGAUCUGCAAUGAUAUUUGCAAUUGACAACUCUGCCUUGUCACAGUGACAAGGAAUGGGGUUGUUUCAGAGGAGAUGGAAAAUAUUGGAUUGGUGGUCUAUCAUUUUUUGAUUGCAUAUCUAUAUAAUCUGAGUCUGUUAUUUUUUUUAGAUUUUAUUUUCAAUUGUGGUAUGAAGAAUAAUGUCAUAUUUAUAUCAAGAUGUGAAUUUUUGUCCAAGCAUCAUUGUAUUUAUUUUGGACUCAGGGGCAAUGGAGACUAUCGUACCUGUGUGCAUUCAUAAGUGUGAAAGAAUAUGACUGUGAAGAAAAUCACUGGUUUUCCAGUCUUGUGAAUCUCCUG
This is a messenger RNA of Darwinula stevensoni, 7488 nucleotides long. The record is from the annotation of a GenBank genome assembly. NCBI's taxonomy places the organism in Eukaryota, Metazoa, Arthropoda, Ostracoda, Podocopida, Darwinulidae.